Messenger RNA from Rubroshorea leprosula, 1201 nucleotides. The record is from the annotation of a GenBank genome assembly. Lineage: Eukaryota; Viridiplantae; Streptophyta; Magnoliopsida; Malvales; Dipterocarpaceae.
AUUUUUAAAAAUAUUUAUUUAAAAAAUUAUUUUUAAAUUAUAACUCUAAUUUUUAAUAAAAAUUAAAAUUUAUACACAUUAUUAUUUUUUAAUUAAAAAUUAUAAUAAUUAAAAAACAACCAAAUUUAAGAAAAGUCGGUAGGAAAAACGAAAAAGGGUAAAACAGGGUAACCAGCAACGAGCUAAAUGGCGAUUUCCUGCUUACUUUUCUCAACUUUGACUACUCCGUAUCAAAAAAAAAAAAAAACCAACACCAACACGCUUCAGGCUUCCGUUUCUCGCUCCUUCCUCAUAAAUUCCUCCGCUUUCCGUCAGGUACGUCCGGUUACCAUCGCCACCGUGUCGGAAUUCUCACCCUGUAAGUCUGUAACUGCUGCGAAGCUGCCGCAUUUGACAAAGCUUUGUUCUCAGUCAAGUCAAGAGGCUGCUGGUUGCUUGUGACUAGGAGUGCUAGGGUUUUGGUUUUGUAGGAGAGUUGCAGAUCUGCGGAGUUUUUGUGCGGAUUGCUGGCUAAGGUUUUUCUUUGUUUGGUGUUGUUCGUUUUUGUGGUUUUGAGAGGUGGCUGUGGAUGGUAGCCUGCGGACAAAGAGGAGUACAGAGGUGUUGUUUGUAGAUGAUGAACGGAGCUCCGGGGAGCGAUCGCAGAGGGAGGCGCCGUUUUGGUAAAUUCCUCAGAUGGAAUGGCAGAUCUUGCUAGCUACGGGAAUGCCCAUCGUGACAUCGACCAGGUCUCUCUCUUCGGUCUCCGUACAUGCGCCGUCUAUGCACGUGUUUACUAAUUCUCAAAAUUUUGAAGCCAUGAUCUCCUUAAGAAUUUUCUGUUCUUCCUCCCCCCCUAAUUUGUUUGUGUUUUGAAUUUAAGUGGCCGAUCAUAGUGAGUAAUUUGACUGAGAGCUUUCUCGGCAUUUUUUAUUUUAAUUAUUUUGCAAAAUGGCUGAAAUAUUUAUGUGCUUUUUGGGUUGUAGACUAGAUGACUAGAUUUUGUUUUUUUCUUUUGGUAUUUUGGGUUUGUGUUGUUGAUGUAAUUGAUAAUGAACGAAGGAAGCUUUGAUUAGGGGUGCUUUAUGUUCUGGAGAUGAAUUCAGUUGUGCGUGUUCAUUUGAACAUUUUCAAAGCACAAUAAUUGAACAGCGGGUUUAUGGAUUGUUUGAUUACUAGUGAAUUUUAGCAAAGAAAAAUCGAAUAAAUGAAAGUUAAAGUA